AUGUCUGUAAUUCGAGGAAGUAUUUGGUGGGAUGUGCGUAUUGCGUCCAAUAACAAACAUCUAUGGUUAUGGAUUAAUCCUGGAAUGCAUAACGCGGAUAUGAUUGAAAUCUACUCAACUCAGUUUCAACAUAUACGUAACAUUAAGUUUGGAGAACCCAUAUUGUAUUGGUUUCGACGUGGAAUUAGUUUUGCGAUGACAGAUAAUUGUGUUGCAUCAAUCAAUAGACGUCCACAAAACAAUGGUCAAGUGGUACAAAUUAACAUCUUUAGCCUUGAUAUGAAACUAAUAAAAUCACAAGAUUUGGGCACAUGUACCGAUUUAGUACAGAUUCGCACCGAUGGGAUGACUCGAUUUUUUGUAACUACUGGACAAACAAUAAUUCAUAUGGUGAUGGCACGAGGAAAGAAGGACAUAAUUGAUCUCUCAUAUGUUGGCAACUCUAUUGCUGUUCUCAAUAGCAAACGAUUUGUCGUCGGCGAUUCGAAUCAAGAUGUAGAACUCGUUCAAUUAUUAACAUAA
Rotaria sp. Silwood1 is the source of this 522-nucleotide messenger RNA. NCBI's taxonomy places the organism in Eukaryota, Metazoa, Rotifera, Eurotatoria, Philodinida, Philodinidae. The record is from the annotation of a GenBank genome assembly.